Molecule: messenger RNA, 1641 nt
Organism: Paramecium sonneborni
Lineage: Eukaryota; Ciliophora; Oligohymenophorea; Peniculida; Parameciidae
Source: the annotation of a GenBank genome assembly
AUGAAUGAAAGUUAAAUAAACCCAGAGAAUUAUUAUCGUCUAGAAUGUAUAAUAGGAGAAGGAUCUUAUGGCUAAGUUUAUAAGGGUAUUCAGAUGGAUACAGGAAAGGUAGUUGCUAUAAAAAUAGUACCAUCUAAUGGUGAAAUUGAAUCACUCAAAAGAGAAAUUCAAAUACUUCGAGAUUGUAGAAGUGAUAAUAUUGUAAAAUAUUAUGGAUCUUAUCAUUUCAAUGGAUAGUUAUGGUUAAUAAUGGAAUAUUGUUAAGGAGGUAGUGUGAUAGAAUUGAUAAAGUCUUUAUAGCAUCCUUUAUCAGAAGAGAUUAUUGCUACAAUUCUCUAUUAAACAUUAAAAGCAAUUGAUUAUAUGCAUAGCCAUAAAAAAAUACAUAGAGAUAUUAAGUGCGGGAAUAUACUAAUUGACCAUUUGGGCAAUAUUAAAUUAGCUGAUUUUGGAGUCUCUACCUAAUUGGUACAUACUAUGGCUGAUACAGAUACAGUUAUAGGAAGUCCUUUUUGGAUGUCUCCAGAAAUUCUAUUGAAAUCAAGAUAUAGUAAAAAGACAGAUAUUUGGUCUUUGGGAAUCACAGCAAUAGAAAUGGCAGAAGGUGAACCACCUUAUUCUCAUAUACAUCCUAUUAGAGCUAUGUUUGCUAUUAAAAAUAAUCCUCCUAACUCUUUGUCUGAUCAAAGUAAAUGGUCUAAAGAAUUUAAUUUAUUUGUAAAAAGAUGUCUCACUUUAGAUCCUAAAGAAAGACCUUCAACUAAAGAUUUAUUGCAAGAUCCUUUUUUUCAAAAAUUCUGUAAGAAUAGAGAAUAUAUUUAAUAAUUCAUUUUAAAGUAUAAAAAGAAUAUUGAUUAAUAUAAAAUAAGCAAAUUACAAAGAUAAAAUGAAUAAUAAUUUUAAUUCACUCAAGAAUAACUUGGAGUUCCAUUAGAUACUUUAGUUGAAUGUGAAGAGGAAGAAGAUCUAGGAACAAUGAUUAUUAAUAAUAUAGAUCCUAUUUCAAUCAAUGAAACUGGAACUAUGUUAGAACAUUAAUAUAAAGAUGUAGAAAUCUAUGAAAAAGCAAUGAAUAAAGUGGUAUAUCUUGAAUUUUAAUUAAUUAUUAGUCAGAAUAUGGAUUAUAAAGUUUGAAUCAACAGAGAGUAUCUACAUCAAAUAAAGAGUCACCUUUCAUAAAAAAGAAAUAGAUAGAAGAUAAGAUUAAUUAAUUAAAUGAGGAGAUGUAAAAUGAAAUAAAAAAAGUAAAAAUAAAAUAUGGGGAAGAAAUCAAUGCUCUUUAAAAAAUUUUAAGUUAAAUAAUUAUUUAGAAUUCUUAAAAAUAUGAAACUAAUAAGUCUGUUCAUGAAUAGAAAGGUUUUCCUUUGACAACAAAUUAUUAUAAAUAGUUGGAAUAAAAAAAUAAGACAUCAGCACCAUCAACCCCUGUUUAAUUGUAAACCAAGAUGAGAAUGGAUUUAGAAAACAAUAUCAAUUUAGAAAAUCAAUUGAAAUAAACAAAAUUUUAAUAAACAAAUUUACAGUAUAAAGAUAUUUAAAUAUAGAAAAUUGUAAUUACAAAUUCAAAAUAGAUCAAGUGAUGUACAGAAAUUAGAUAAUAGUUAAAAACUAAUAAAAUAAUUAAUAAAUAGAAAAAAUUGA